CAAUGUUCAUGGCGAUCUGGGCUGCAGCUUUGCUGAUCACCUUCCAUCUUUGCCGGGAGGAAUCCAGCACCAAGGAGACAAAACCAAGAAUGGAUAAAGGAGAAGAAGGAAUUUACUCCGAUUUGCUCAUUCCUGGGAUUCAUCCUGACCCCAAACAUCUAGGCCAGGACCAAGGCCAGUGGGCGCAGGCCGGGCCAAAGGGGCCCUCUGGACCGACAGCGGAGGUCAGGGCUGGGCCUAGCUCAGGCUCCGUCAGGCAGCAGGCCGGGGCCGGGCCUAGCUCAGGCUCCGUCAGGCAGCAGGCCGGGGCCGGGCCUAGCUCAGGCUCCGUCAGGCAGCAGGCCGGGGCCGGGCCUAGCUCAGGCUCCGUCAGGCAGCAGGCCGGGGCUGAGCCCAGCUCCCCCCAGACGGAGCCAGCUCAGGAUUCAACAUACACCAGCCUGAAAGCACGAGCGGACGACGCUGACUAUCAGCACUGCGGCAGUCAGAGACCUGAGGACCAAACUGUGGUGACAUUCUCAGCCCAAGAUGAUGAAGUGAACAUUCAGACACGAGCGAGAGUUGGGGACUGAGAUAAAGAUUCUACACGCCCGGGGACUUAACAUAUAAAUAUAUUCCUAACACGCAAAACCAUUCAUUAGAUACGUAACUCC
Molecule: messenger RNA, 653 nt
Organism: Carcharodon carcharias (great white shark)
Lineage: Eukaryota; Metazoa; Chordata; Chondrichthyes; Lamniformes; Lamnidae
Product: polysialoglycoprotein-like
Exons: 3
Coding region: 3-572 (189 amino acids)
Source: RefSeq, a predicted model, not a curated record